Anguilla rostrata (American eel) is the source of this 3150-nucleotide messenger RNA. It is a transcript of the gene dtx2, whose product is annotated as deltex 2, E3 ubiquitin ligase. Gene Ontology annotation, cellular component: nucleoplasm. The record is from RefSeq and is a predicted model, not a curated record. Gene Ontology annotation, biological process: Notch signaling pathway; protein ubiquitination. The coding region runs from base 1136 to 2959 and encodes 607 amino acids. The transcript is spliced from 9 exons. Gene Ontology annotation, molecular function: ubiquitin protein ligase activity; zinc ion binding. NCBI's taxonomy places the organism in Eukaryota, Metazoa, Chordata, Actinopteri, Anguilliformes, Anguillidae.
AGUUCAGUUCAUGGUUCAGUGCAGUAGCCUCCGCCAACAUUCGGGGGGGAAGGAGAACACAACGAUCGGUUUCCGGGGCACGGAGAGGAGGAAAGCAGGGCGCACCCUAGAUGUUACUCGCUUUGGUCGAGGGCGUGUUUUCCUGUCUCGUUAGAUAUGCAUGUCUAUACUUACGAAGUACAAACCGUUUAUCCCAAGCAGGGGCGUGCACAGACAUGUUCAGGGGUAGGGGCUCAAACCAAGAAAAAGCCCCCCGUCCCCCGACGUCGACACACUACAUUUUAGUUUUAUAAUGACUACGGAGAUUUAAUUAGGCCUAAUAACAGUAAUCACAAUUACAACAAUAAUAGCAGCAACAACACAACAACAACAGUAAUAAUAAUAUUUAUUUAUUUGGUCCAGAGGGGCAUUUCAGCCAAGGAGGACAAAGGGGCAGCGGCUCGAGCCACUGUAGCCACCCCCUCUGCACGUCCCUGAUCCCAAGCAGUGUUUACCCAAGACGGAAAGUCCCCAAAUCUCGAAGCGUGGAAGUGGUCGCUGGUUUGAACGUUCUUGGUGAGAUAUCUGGCUAACGUUAGCUAUCGAGCUGGUUCUUAUUUAAACAUUUAGACUAACGUAAACAUGGCUUUUAUUUAGGUUGGUUAGCUUUCAUCUGUGUGACAUUUUCAGCUAAAUUAUGAAAUCCAACCAGCUGUCGAAGCGGAAAGGAAUUUGGGUGUUCGGGUUUUACAUGUAACGUUACGUGUUUCAAGUGGUAUUCUAGCGCACAAUGUAUUACGAUAGUCUAACUAGCUAAGUAACGCUAGGUUUGCUUGUUCGCUACAUACGCAUAGCUAACUUACAAGCCAGAAUAGCUCGUUAUUUAGUUGUGUUGCUACCCGUUUGAGAUUUUUGAUAUUCAAAUUAUACGGUGUAUCCGACUAGACAGCAUAAGGUAACAUUAAUAUUAUUGGCAGCUGACUACAAAGUGAUGUUCCAUGAUAUGUGGUUGUAGCUAGCUUUUUACAAACACAAGUUAGCUUGCUAGCUAUUUGCUGUAGCUAUCGCUAUUUAGGACAAUCUGACUGGCUGGACAGUUCUGAUUAGCAAACUAGCAGGGAUUAUCGUCAAGUGUUCGCAGAUUUAGGAGUUGGGAAUGGCUGCAGCUUCUGGAUCUGUACCGGGGGUAAGCGGGUCUUGGGCCGGGCCUCCCCCGACUACAACGUCCUCUGGUACUCGUGGACAGUUACAGCCUAUGGUGGUUGUCUGGGAAUGGCAAGAUGAUGCAGGAUACUGGAGGCCGUACAGCGGCAAAGUGAGCAGUUUUAUCGAACAAUGUCUUUUGCAUCAGCGAGGACUGAGAAGUGUGGGACCAGCUUCCACAAGCAUUUCUUUGGGACAGUCAGACCCCAACUUGGCCUCUUACAUCAUUGACAUCCCAAGUCUCAAACAGUUCCGCCAAGAUACUGGGAAGGUGCGGUCUGUACGCCGAAGCCUGUUUCCCCAGUCUUCUGCCUUGGGGAAUGGGGUAUAUUGGGAGUGGGCCAAUGAUGAGGGAGGCUGGACUCCAUAUGAGACGCGCACAUCCAUCAUGCUGGAGCACAGCUACCAGGCCAGGCAGACCACAGCAGACCUUGUUCCACAUGGCUACAAUUACAUCGUGGACCUCACAGCGCUCUUCCAGGUCAACAAGGCCUCUGGCUAUAAGCGGCAGGUCCGCCGGCAGGCCAACCAGCCAUAUCCGCUCGUGCCUCCUGUAUCAGGCUCUGUCAUCCACUUUGGCCCAGCCUGCUCCUGCCACCAGUGCCUGAGCAACAGUGCCGCUGGCCCCAUGCCCAGCCGCUCACGCCACUCCUUCUCCUCCACCCAGAUGAGUAGACCCAGCCUGCAAGGGCUUGGGAGGCCGGCAAGCGGGAGCCUCAACUCCGUUUACUCCCCCUACCCCAGGAGGCCGCUGUCUGUGGGUGGGAUAGCCUGGGGAGGCCCCUGGACCCCAGCUACAUCUGCAGGCCCAUCCCCUGGAACUUCACAGACCUACUGCACCAGUGCCAAUGGCUUGAGCAUUCCCUCAAUCCCUGUGCAGCUGAAUGGGUCCAACAGUGUGAGCUCAGCUCUGGCAGGCAUGGCUUCCAUUUUGAUGUCAGCAGCAGGACUUGGAGUUCGCCUCAUGAGCACCCCCCUCUCGCAGCACCCCUUGGGCAGGCCCGCCAAAACUCAGAGCACCAUUAAGAGGGCAAAGAGACAGCCCAGGACAGCCAAAGACCAGAAACCAGAGGAGGUGAUCCAGAGGUACAUGAAGAAAGUGGCUGUUCCCCCAGAAGAGGACUGCAUCAUUUGCAUGGAACGGCUAUCUUGUCCUUCUGGCUACGAGGGAGCAUUGGACAGCCAGACCAUGCCACCCAACACAGUGGGCAAGUUCACUAAGUGUGGCCACAACCUGCAUCUGCUCUGCAUGCUGGCCAUGUAUAACAAUGGAACCAAGGAUGGCAGCCUUCAGUGUCCUUCUUGCAAGACAAUCUAUGGGGAGAAAACAGGAACCCAGCCCAAGGGCAAGAUGGAAAUCUAUAGUAUUCCCCAGCAACUCCCAGGCCACUCUGACUGUGGGACUAUACAGAUAAUCUACAGUAUUCCCCCAGGGAUACAGGGCCCAGAACAUCCCAAUCCGGGCCAGCCCUACACCUGUAGAGGAUUCCCACGGCUCUGCUUCCUGCCAGACAACCACAAGGGCAGAAAGGUACUGGAGUUGCUGAAAGUAGCUUGGACCAGGAGGCUCAUCUUCACUGUUGGCACCUCCAGCACCACCGGGGAGCCUGAUACCGUGGUGUGGAAUGAGAUUCACCAUAAGACAGAGAUGAUGUCAAACAUCUCCGGUCAUGGCUACCCAGACCCCAACUACUUGGACAAUGUGCUGUCGGAGCUCGCCGCACAGGGCGUGACUGAGGAGUGCCUGAACGAGACGGUGCCUAGUCACGGAACAUAAGACGCUGACCCUGCUCUGUCACCAGCCUAUCCUCUCUCAUUGCUAAGCACUCUAUUACCAUGUAUGUUGAGGACUAUGCUAGGACUUGACAGCUGUGCUUAUGUUGAAAAAGCUAAAUCUCUUGCCUCUGGUCAGAGUGUAUUUUUCAUUUCUGAAAUAUAAAUCCAAGUAAAUAAAUGUGCAUUGAUAAA